CGGGUUAAGAGCAGUCUCCCGGCUGUCCCGCCGCUAGUCACACGCCAUGUGGCGCUGCAGUGGGCGGCGGGCGCGGAAUGCCCUGCAGCGACUGAGGGGCUGCUGUACACACCACAAAGGAUGGAGGUGGAGAAGUAGCCCAGCUUGUGAGAGUGCGCUGCAGUAUAAGGUGGGAGAAAAGAUCCACGGCUUCACUGUAAACCAGGUAACUUCUGUUCCUGAACUGUUUCUCACUGCAGUGAAGCUCAGCCAUGACAACACAGGAGCCAGAUAUUUGCACCUGGCAAGAGAAGACACAAAUAAUGUGUUCAGUGUGCAGUUUCGCACUACUCCAAUGGACAGUACCGGUGUUCCACAUGUUCUUGAGCAUACAGUCCUUUGUGGUUCUCAGAAAUAUCCAUGUAGAGAUCCUUUCUUCAAAAUGUUGAACAGGUCAUUAUCCACUUUCAUGAAUGCCUUCACAGCUAGUGAUUUUACUCAGUAUCCAUUUUCCACACAAAAUCACAAGGAUUUUCAGAAUCUCCUCUCAGUAUACUUGGAUGCAACCUUUUUUCCAUGCUUGCGGGAACUAGAUUUCUGGCAGGAAGGAUGGCGACUAGAACAUGAGGACCCAAGUGAUCCCCAGACACCCUUAAUCUUUAAAGGAGUUGUCUUUAAUGAAAUGAAGGGAGCUUUUACAGAUAAUGAGAGGAUAUUCGCCCAGCACCUUCAGAACAAAAUUCUUCCUGACCACACUUAUUCAGUGAUUUCUGGAGGCGAUCCAUUGUGUAUCCCAGAACUCACGUGGGAACAGCUUAAGGAGUUUCAUGCUACUCACUAUCACCCAAGUAAUGCUAGGUUCUUCACUUAUGGUAAUUUUCAAUUAGAACAUCAUCUGAAACAAAUUCAUGAAGAAGCACUGAGUAAAUUUCAGAAAAUUGAACCAAAUACCGCAGUGCCAGCCCAGAAGCCCUGGGAUAAGCCCAGGGAAUUCCAAAUAACGUGUGGCCCACAUUCGCUUGCUGCAGAUGCCUCUAAACAAACAAUGGUCAGCGUUAGCUUCCUCUUGCCAGAUAUCACCGACACUUUUGAAGCAUUCACGUUAAAUCUUCUGUCUUCACUCUUGGUUUCUGGGCCCAAUUCCCCCUUUUACAAAGCCUUAAUCGAAUCUGGACUUGGCACAGACUUUUCUCCUGAUGUUGGAUACAAUGGAAACACAAGGGAGGCCUACUUCAGCGUGGGCCUCCAAGGAAUUGCUGAGGAAGAUAUUCAGAAGGUCAGAGACCUUGUGGAUAGAACAUUUGACGAAGUUGUUGAGAAAGGAUUUGAAGAUGAUCAGAUUGAAGCUUUACUUCAUAAAAUUGAAAUUCAAAUGAAGCAUCAGUCAACCAGCUUUGGACGUGCCCUGAUAUCAUACAUAGCUUCCUGCUGGAAUCACGAUGGGGACCCUGUGGAGCUCUUGCAGUUGGGAAGUCAAUUAACUAAAUUUAGGCAGUGCCUUAAGGAAAAUCCUAAAUUUUUACAAGAAAAAGUGAAACAAUAUUUUAUGAAUAAUCAGCAUAAACUGACUUUAUCAAUGAAACCAGAUGAAAAAUAUUAUGAGAAACAAACACAAAUAGAAACAGAAAAACUGAAGCAAAAGGUCGAUUCUCUCUCCCUGGAAGACAAGCAGCAGAUCUAUGAGAAAGGUCUAGAAUUACGAAGUCAGCAAAGUAAACCUCAGGACGCUUCCUGUCUGCCAGCCCUGAAAGUCUCGGACAUUGAGCCCACCAUACCUUUCACCACCCUGGAUGUGGCCUUGACAGCUGGAGAGAUCCCUGUGCAGUACUGUGCCCAGCCCACCAACGGCCUGGUGUACUUCCGAGCCUUCUCUAGUUUAAACACACUCCCAGAGGAGCUGAGGCCCUAUGUGCCUCUCUUUUGCAGUGUCCUUACCAAGCUGGGCUGUGGCACUCUCAACUACAGAGAACAGGCUCAGCAACUCGAGCUGAAGACCGGAGACAUGACGGUGUCUCCCCACGUGCUCCCUGAUGAGUCUCACCUGGACACAUACGAGCAGGGCGUACUUUUCUCAUCUUUCUGCCUGGAUCGAAAUCUCCCCGACAUGAUGCACCUGUGGAGCGAAAUAUUUAACAACCCAUGCUUUGAAGAGGAUGAACACUUCAAAGUGUUGGUUAAGAUGACAGCUCAGGAGCUCUCAAAUGGAAUUCCAGACUCUGGGCAUUUGUAUGCGACCCUCAGAGCUAGCAGGACCCUCACGCCUGCAGGGGACUUACAGGAGACCUUCAGCGGCAUGAAUCAGGUGAGGUUGAUGAAGAGAAUCGCUGAAAUGACAGACAUCAAACCUAUCCUAAGAAAGUUCCCACGGAUCAAGAAACACGUAUUAAACUGUGAUAAUCUGAGAUGUUCAGUGAAUGCUACUCCUCAGCAGAUGGCACAGGCAGAAAAAGAGGUAGAAAGGUUCAUUAGAAGCCUUGGUCGAAGCAAGAAGGAACGAAAGCCUGUCCGUCCACACAUUGUUGAGAAACCUGCACAUAGUGCGUCUGGUGAAAGUGCGCACGGAAGCGGCUCCCAGAUCAUAAGGAAGCUGAUCACAGACCCCACUUUCAAACCCUGCCAGAUGAAGACGCAUUUCCUGCUGCCAUUCCCAGUCCAUUACGUGGCUGAGUGUAUCAGGACUGUCCCCUACAUGCAUCCAGAUCACGCCAGUCUGAGGAUCCUUGCAUGUGUGAUGACGGCUAAAUUCUUGCAUACCGAAAUUCGAGAAAAAGGGGGUGCUUAUGGUGGAGGUGCUAAACUCAGCUAUAAUGGAAUUUUCACUUUUUACUCUUACAGGGAUCCAAAUUCACUAGAAACACUCAAUUCUUUUGAGAAGGCCAUUGACUGGGCUAAAUCUGGAAAAUUCACAGAGCAGGACAUUGAUGAAGCUAAGCUCUCUGUUUUCUCCGCUGUAGAUGCUCCUGUUGCUCCUUCAGACAAAGGAAUGGACCACUUCUUGUUUGGCCUUUCGGAUGAGGUAAAACAGGCACACAGGGAGCAGCUCUUCGCUGUCAGUCACGACAAACUGAUUGCCGUGAGCAACGCGUACCUUGGCACUGGGAAGAGCACACAUGGAUUGGCUAUCCUUGGACCAGAGAAUGCAAAAAUCGCUAAGGACCCCUCAUGGAUAAUAAGAUAACUGGUCUCAAGUACUUUUGACUGUACUCUGGAAUUCAGUUGAACCUACAUGUGUAUAGGCUCUUUAAAAGGAAGCCUCUGAGCCAGAUUUAACUUGGAAGAUCCAGAAAUGUUACUGCUUUUUCCAAAAAUCAUGCUGUUUUUAAAAUUUGGCCAAAAGUAUUGACUGGCAAGUUGAAGAACGAGGGAAGUAUGGUGAUCAUGAAGAAAUUGAAGUUAUUAUGUGUUAAAUGCCAAAUACAGAUUAGAAUUUUAAAGCUUAUUAAUCCUAGAACAUUUAUUUUUAAAAUAAAAGGCAACUUUGACCUUUGA
Sciurus carolinensis (gray squirrel) is the source of this 3468-nucleotide messenger RNA. It is a transcript of the gene Pitrm1, whose product is annotated as pitrilysin metallopeptidase 1. Gene Ontology annotation, molecular function: metal ion binding. The coding region runs from base 47 to 3157 and encodes 1036 amino acids. The transcript is spliced from 27 exons. Gene Ontology annotation, biological process: protein processing. The record is from RefSeq and is a predicted model, not a curated record. Gene Ontology annotation, cellular component: mitochondrial matrix. Lineage: Eukaryota; Metazoa; Chordata; Mammalia; Rodentia; Sciuridae.